Molecule: messenger RNA, 5873 nt
Organism: Perkinsus marinus ATCC 50983
Lineage: Eukaryota; Perkinsozoa; Perkinsida; Perkinsidae
Product: gag/pol/env polyprotein, putative
Exons: 3
Biological process (GO): DNA integration; proteolysis
Molecular function (GO): aspartic-type endopeptidase activity; zinc ion binding; nucleic acid binding
Source: RefSeq, a predicted model, not a curated record
GUAACGAGGAUCGAAGGUCUGGCACCAUGUGGUUGGCUGAGAUGGAACGGAAAACAGAAGGGCAUCCUGAGGUUGUGCAAUAUUUAUGGUUGAAACAACAUACCGAGAGCGACUGCUGGGAUACAGUCGUGGAUAGGCAAAAGACACCCUAUCGUUGCCAUAACUCAUAUGCGAAGCAUCUGGCUAAGGUUUAUAAGAGAGUCAGAAGACUUUAUGAUACGGAUGAGAAAUUACAGAGGUCGCUGAAGGCGUUUGAAAACUGUCGACAAGGGAAAGAUUCUGUAUAUUUCUUCAUCAAGCGGUUGGAGAGGUUAUCUUCGGAGUUAUACUACCUAGGGUCUCCUACCCUAGAGUACACUCUGAAAUGGAAAUUGUAUAUGGGUUUAGAUGAUAAGGAGUUACGAGGGAAAUUGGAUGACUACGUUUCGGACCCUAAGGUGUCAUUCAAAGCUUUGAAGAAGCGAGUGAUGAAUCGGGCUCAGAGGAUGUACCAGAUAUCUAAGAUGUUGGGAGAUGGAGAACGGUCCGAUAGGGAACGAAUACGAUAUAGGAGCCGAUCAUCUAGUAGGGUCAGAGAAGAAUCAGUUAACUCUAUUGGGUCGAAUGGUAUAUCCGAUAGGGAGAGCUGUUAUUCGGAGAAGGCAAUCCUAGCGAUAGGCCGGGAUACAGCGGGUAUUAGAUGUUAUCGAUGCUUGAAAAAAGGACAUUCCGCGAGUAGUUGUUUGGCUACGGAGCCUGCAGAUAUGGAGAAUCGAUGCAUUAGGUGUGGGAGCCCAUCUCACACGUUGGAUAAGUGUAAGGUGAAGAUGGAAAAGGUUAUCUGCAAAAGAUGCAAAUUCCCAGGGCAUUUGGCUUAUACAUGCAGAACCAAUAUAAAGGAUGGUUCGCAAGGAGUUGGUACACCGACUGCGAGAGGCAGAGUAACUCCAAAUGCAAAGGUGCAUAUGGUCGGAACUAUAGAAGAGAGGGGUGAUUUGGAUGGUGAAACUAUUAAAGAAGUGGAAAACUAUAGAGUGACGUCUACUAAUGUGGAUUAUGUUCCGAUGGUGAUUGGAGAAGUCAUUUUGGAGGGCAAACCGGUAUCGGCACUAUUCGAUACGGGAGCUGAAGCCUCGCUGGUGACUAUAUCAACGCUGAGGGAAUAUGUUCCGAAUGCGACGGUGGAUUCGCAAUCAGUACCGAAAGUCAGCGUGGCAGAUGGAGCGGCGAUGACGAUUCUGGGAAAGGUGCAACUUACGGUAGCCACGGCAAGGUGUUCAACCUUGGCGAAGUUGAAUACAUCCAUUAGUUUAACUCCAGAAGGUGUACAGGUCCAGACGGGACUAAAGAAUUAUCCGAAAGUCGGAGGGUCUUAUAGACGAAGGAAAGUUCACUUUGAUGACAAGGUUUUAUAUCUUCCGAAUAAGAGGGUUACAUCAAGCCCAUUCUCUAACAAGAACCUAACGAUCCAAUACCAGGUCUAUAAGGUUAAUAGAUUGUUGAAGGAGAAUGAAGAUAGAUCGAGUAAGGAUGAGUUCGUGGAGUUAGAGGAUUUCUUGCGGCCAGACUCCCCAUGGUAUAUUGAGAAUUUGAGAGAUGGAGUGAGUAGAGAAUCAAAAGAAGUGUAUUCACUUGAGGGAUUUUCUGGUGGCGAGGGAGAGCAACCCUCGGAUUAUGACUCGAUUAAGGAUGGUCGGAUCAAUGUUGACGGUACCCCCCCCACAAAUGAUAAAGAGCAACGCGGGCAACGACAAGAAGAGAGGGAGUCGGAAGAUAUGGUCGAUAAUAAGCCCCCUUGGGAAGUAUUAGAAAGAAGGUGGUUACGGGACGAUAAGGCUGUGUUAGGAAGAGUGAUGAUAUCUACGCCAUGGAUGGGGGAGGAACGACCAGAUAUGAAUUAUAGAUAUGCUGCAAAGAGAGGAGCGCAUUCUGUGGAGCGAUUGAAUAAGGUUCAAAGAGAAGCGUUUGAGAAAGCGCUGAACCAAUAUGUUACAAGAGGAUUUUGCGGCAUUGUUAAAAAUAAUAAGGAGGAUAAUUACGAGAAGCUUCCGACGGCUACGGAAUGCCAGGCGAUAUGGGAGUUAUUGACGGAAGGGAGUGCAUUGCAAGGGACGGUAGUGAUGCUACCAAAGCAUUUCACUCCAUCACAUACGGUCUUUCGCGAUAACCAUGUGACGACGCCGUGUCGGAUCGUAUUGGAUUUCCGGGAGCUUGAUAAAUAUUGCUAUAAAGGCGGGAAAGCUCAAAAUGAUUUGUUGGGAGUGUUACUGCAUAUAAGGAGUUUUCGCCAUUUGAUUGGUUCGGAUGUGUCUAAGGCAUUUUGCCAAAUGGUCACAUCUAUGGUUGAUUUACCCUAUACCUCUUAUACUUGUAUAGGGGAAUACACGGUAUUGUGGGAACGCAUAUCGUUUGGGAGUACUAUGGCUCCCAAUAUGUUGGAGGCUUCGACAUAUGAUGUCAUUAAAGAAAUUGAAGGUAUAGUUGAGUGCUUACCACCACAUAGUGAAGGGCUGGUUGAUGCGAAGGAGCUGGAUAAGGAAAAAUUAGCUAAGGCCAUGCUUUAUUAUUCGAAGAGUGGGUUGGAUUAUGUGAUGGGUGGUCCUGCUAUCCCCAGCAAGAUGUUAUUCCAGAAAUUCGUAGAUGACCUGUUCUUUGGUGGAGAUACAAUGGAAGAGGCGAAGCAAUGUAAGCAAUUCGUCAGCUAUAUAUUCCAGGGGCAUGGAUUGUAUACGGAUCCAGCUAAGGAUUUGGUGGCAUCCGAUGAUUUCGAUUCCCGCACCGGAGAAGCGAAGAGUGGUCAUAUGUUGGGUUACCUGUUGGCUUUAGAGAGAGAUGAUUUACAUUGUGUAUUUACGGGGACUAUGCCGAAGGAUAGAGUGACCAAGCGACAGGCGUUGGCAGUGUUGUCUUCACUCUAUGACCCUAUGGGGUUAUUGUUAGAGUUGGACAUGCAAGGAAGGUUCUUAUGGCAUGCAAUUAGCAAGGUCUAUAAGGACUGGGCCAACGUGAUUGACGCGACUUUGACCACAAGGUUGAAACAUUGGGCUCAAGAAGCACAUCGAUUGUCGUGCUGUAUCGGGACCAAAAGGUUUGUGGAUUUGGCUAACAAUUCGCUUAUAGUUUCGACGGACGCGUCGACAGAUGCGUGGGGUAUAGAUGUGCGAGCUUAUGGUGAGUAUGCAUCAGUAAGGCUUAUGGCAAAAGGAGGUAUUUUUCCUGCGGCACAAGCCUUAUGGUCUAUACCAAGGAAGGAGUUAGUCGGCGUGCAUCAAGGUCUGAAGUAUAUUCGUUCGGUGUCGAGCCAUUUGCCGGUUCAAACCUUCUUAAGGCCAUAUCAGGCACCAUUGUUGUACCUUUCGCCUGAUCAUAAGGCCCGACCGAUGGUUUUACUGUGCGAUAGCGAAAUUACGAUUUAUAGGCUAAGGAGGGCGGCUAAUGACAAAAGGUUACCUGCUCCAGAGAGAAGGAGAUUGGUCGAAAUACGGAGUAUGUGUGAGGAGCUGGAUUGUGUCGUAAAGCACAUCCCUUCGGAGUUAAAUUUCGCGGAUUCGAUUACUAGGGCCAGGUUGGAUUUUGGAAGAAGUAUCAAGGCGAAUGAUGUGUUGGCUGCUAUGGAUUCUUCGAAAGUGAUUUAUGACUAUCGAGAGACGAUUGGUGAAGAAAAGGGGGUUGAUGAAGAUGCAUUCAUCGGAGUGAUGGCUCUGACUGUUGAUGGUAUCGAUUUACCCUCUGUGCAAGGAUUGAAUGAUGAUCAAGCAGAAGAGUUAACGGGAUUAAUGAGGUAUGUCUCCCCUGAUGGUCGGUAUGAUGAAGGAUUGUUAAAUGAUGAAGGGUUUGAAGAAAUAGUAGCCCGAUGUGUUCGAAGGUGUCAAGAAGUAGAUAGCGAAUUGGGUCAGUUCCGACUGUAUUUGAAGGGUGAAGUAUCGAGGUCACAGUUGGGAUUGAAGGCGAAUAUCCUAGCAAGACUAGGAAGGAUAUGCUAUGUGGAUACCGAUGGUUUACUACACCGGAGACCCAGCAGUUCGGAUGACUCUAAGCGCCAGUAUGGUAAAGGGGUACUUUACCUAGGCGAGACGGGUUACGCUGCUAGCGUUGUACGGAUUUUGUCGGCCAUAUACCACUACAUCUACGGUCAUCUAGGUGCCCCUAAGGUGUAUGGUAAAUUGACGUUGAAGUACUGGUGUAAAGGACUGAAGAGAUUGGUCAAGAUAACCAUUGGUUCAUGUGUCUCUUGUCUUAAAGCUAGAGCGGCGAGGAAGAUCGACUAUGUUACUACCCAUGUACAAGGGUUGAUUACUACAGGAUUGUGGCAAGUAGUCGGUGCCGACCUAGCUGGUCCCUAUGGUAAGUGUUCACCGGAAGACGGUGAUGUCGACCACUACAUGUUGCUGGUACACGACCAUGUGUCGGGGUUUACCUGUGCUCGACCGCUACGUGAUUCCCGUCCGAAGACUAUUGCUGCAGGGUUCCACUCCAUUUUUUGUGAGCAUGGUUCCCCCAAGGUGCUGUUGACGGACAAUGAUAGGGUUCACUUUGUGCGGAAGGAUGUUAAGGUUGUCUUGGCUAGACAUGGCGUUAAAUACUACACCCUGCCGGGGUAUGCUCAGUUCCUAAGCUUUUGGGAACGACCGCAUAAGGAUUUCGUCGAAGUUACUAAGGCUAUCAGAGCUAGUGCUAGAUCUGAGGACGCUAAUUCCUAUAUUGCGGACUACCUUAUGGCAGUAAGAGCCUACAAUAUGACUCCAAGGUUGUGGGCAAAUCUCUCCCCCGCGGAACUCCAUUUUACUUACGGUAUUAGGGUUCCUGGCGAGAGAGGGGAGUGCAGUGAAGAAAUUGAUUGGGACGCUCUAAAGAUGAAGUACACUGAUACGGACACCAUCAAGUUCAUGCGAGAUGGCCUCCCAUUGUUGAGGGAAGUUCGGAAGGAUGCGGAGGUUCGAUUGUACGAGUAUCUAGAUUUAUGGAGGAUUCGACAAGAAAGGAAUUUGGAGAGGAUGGCCAAGAACAACGAUCGUGUCUACAGUCCCAAGCUGUUUGAUAUUGUAUUUACAUCGAAGAGUCCACAACACCGCAUUGGGCAUCAUUUGGACACUAUAUGGUCCGGGCCUCAUACGGUUACGGGUCUUAAGGGAAGCUCUGUGGUGGACGUGACACCUGGAAUAAUCUUUCCGGGGUUAGGAGGAGUCGACAUUGACGAGGUGGACGAUUCUAAGGUUAUAGUUCCCGAGGAAUAUGGGAAGCCAGAGUCUUUCGCUCUUAAGAAUGUUGUUCAUGCCGCUGCCUUACAAGGAGUUAUCUAUGAGUAUCUCAACAGAGGCGUUAGAGUUUAUCUAGAUGCUGAUGGGACUCUCAAAGAGAUGAAGCUCCAGGAGGGUGAUGAUGAUGGUGAACUCGUGAGUAAGGCUAGGGCUGAAACAGAGUUGAAGAGGUUAGCUAAGAAGGCCGAAGAGGCUGAAGGAUUGGGAUUGUCCCGAGGGAACUUUUUGCCUCCGGGAGUCGAGCCAUUGGGGUUGGUGGAGUACGACGAGGAUGUCCAAUUACCACCCAAUGUCAACCCGGAUAUAUCAUCUGAGGAAGCGUCUAUGGACUCUUCUGAGGAGGAUGAUAUUGAAGAGAGAAGGAUAGUCGAUGUCUCCUUGCUUAGAGAACGCUUAGGCUUUGCUGAAGGGUUACGCUUUGGUAAAUUUCUAAGAGUUAAGCCACCUAAGAAUUCUGUUGUGAUUACUGUUGGAGAAGAUUAUGUGGGGAUGGCUAUAGUUCUCGAGCGCGAGGAAGAAGGUUAUGAAGAUAAGGUUCUCCUUCAACCGAUGAAGGUUGAGCUAUUUAACGGUUGCAUCACGGUUAAGAGGCGACUAUGUUCUUUGACUAUUGUUGUUAUGGCUAACCCUGACUAA